AGGCUCGCCCCUCUCUGGACAGACAGCGUGGACACAAAAGAUGGUGCUCGACUUGGACCUGUUUCGCACCGACAAAGGUGGCGACCCAGAAGCCAUCCGCGAGACCCAGAGGAAGCGGUUCAAAGACGUGACGCUCGUCGACAAACUGGUCGCCGCCGACACGGAGUGGAGGAAAUGUCGCUUCACCGCAGACAACCUGAACAAAGCGAAGAACCUCUGCAGCAAGAGCAUUGGGGAGAAGAUGAAGAGGAAGGAGCCGGUGGGAGAGGACGAGUCGGUGCCGGAAGCCGCUCUGAACGUGGAGUCCUUAACGGCUGAAGUGCUCUCGCCCUUGUCGGUCGGCCAGAUCAAGAAGGUGCGCCUGUUGGUGGACGAGGCCGUGGAGAAAAGCGACAGCGAGCGGAUCAAGCUGGAGGCGGAGCGCUUCGAGUACCUGAGGGAGAUCGGCAACCUCCUGCACCCGUCGGUGCCCAUCAGCAACGAUGAGGACGCAGACAACAAGGUGGAGCGCACCUGGGGCGACUGCAGCGUCCAGAAGAAGUACUCCCACGUGGACCUGGUGGUCAUGGUCGACGGCUUCGAUGGCGAGAGGGGAGCCGUUGUGGCCGGGAGCCGCGGCUACUUCCUGAAGGGCCCCUUGGUGUUCCUGGAGCAGGCCCUGAUCGCCUACGCCAUGAGGAUCCUCCACAGCAAGAACUACACCAUGCUCUACACGCCCUUCUUCAUGAGGAAAGAGGUCAUGCAGGAAGUCGCCCAGCUCAGCCAGUUUGACGACGAGCUCUACAAGGUCAUCGGUAAGGGCAGCGAGAAGGCGGACGACAACUCCGUGGACGAGAAGUACCUCAUCGCCACCUCGGAGCAGCCCAUCGCCGCCUUCCUGCGGGACGAGUGGCUGAAGCCCGAGGACCUGCCCAUCCGCUACGGAGGCUUCUCCACCUGCUUCCGGCAGGAAGUGGGCUCCCACGGCCGAGACACCCGCGGCAUCUUCAGGGUCCACCAGUUCGAGAAGAUCGAGCAGUUCAUCUACGCCUCGCCGCACGACGACAAGUCGUGGGAGAUGUUCGACGAGAUGAUCGGCACGGCGGAGGAGUUCUACCAGACGCUGGGGAUCCCGUACCGCGUCGUCAACAUCGUCUCCGGCGCCCUGAACCACGCUGCCAGCAAGAAGCUGGACCUGGAGGCCUGGUUUCCCGCCUCCGGCGCCUUCCGGGAACUCGUCUCCUGCUCCAACUGCACCGACUACCAGGCCCGGCGCCUCCGGAUCCGCUACGGCCAGACCAAGAAGAUGAUGGACAAGGCCGAGUACGUGCACAUGCUGAACGCCACCAUGUGCGCCACCACACGCGUGAUGUGCGCCAUCCUGGAGAAUUACCAGACGGAGGACGGCGUCGUCGUGCCGGAGGCGCUGCGCACCUUCAUGCCUCCUGGUUUGACGGAGUUCAUAAAGUUCGUGAAGCCGGCUCCCAUCGACCAGGAGACGUCCAAGAAAGCCAAGAAGAACGACGGCGGCGGCAAGAAGAAGAAGCAGAAGCAGGGCGGGGGGGGCCAGAACCUCCCCGCCGCCAUGGAGACCAUGUCCGUCAGCGACUCGUAGCUCCGCCUCCUGGCUGCUGACCUCUGUCUCUCUCUCUCUCUCUCUCUCUCUCUCUCUCUUUCACCUCUCACUGAGCCAAAAGACGAACAGAUGAGAUUGCUGCUAGAAUUCCGGCUUUGGGCGACUUCAGCAGACGAGUUCCUGUUGCUGCAGCGUUUUAGGAUCCGUAACGGGCAAGAAAAGGUGUGGGUGUUUUUUAUUUUAUUUUCCAGUGUUACUCAUCCGGUAACUGAAAUCUCCUUCAGAGAUCAAAACCUGCAUCUCUUCUGUAAUAAAUGCCGUUUAUUAUUUCAGGGUCUGAAACGCCUUCAAAGUUGAUCCAAAUUAAAGAUAUCAUGUACUUGAACCUGUUUUAAUUUAGGCUUCCUUCAUCUUCCUCUCUGACCACAAUCAUCAUCGUCACCGUCCAUCAUUGUUGCGCAAAGUCGGCCUUACGAUUGAGACGGUGUAUGAACUCGCUGAUAUAUAUAUACAUAUAUAUAUAUGAUGGAGCAUUGAUGAAGCGGCACUUUCAUGGUGAAACAAAUAUUAAACAGUUGAUAUGGAAGGUA
Molecule: messenger RNA, 2145 nt
Organism: Pseudoliparis swirei
Lineage: Eukaryota; Metazoa; Chordata; Actinopteri; Perciformes; Liparidae
Gene: sars1
Product: seryl-tRNA synthetase 1
Exons: 11
Coding region: 41-1594 (517 amino acids)
Biological process (GO): seryl-tRNA aminoacylation
Cellular component (GO): cytosol
Molecular function (GO): ATP binding; serine-tRNA ligase activity; tRNA binding
Source: RefSeq, a predicted model, not a curated record